Tripterygium wilfordii is the source of this 2185-nucleotide messenger RNA. RefSeq lists its product as uncharacterized. Gene Ontology annotation, biological process: protein N-linked glycosylation. The record is from RefSeq and is a predicted model, not a curated record. Gene Ontology annotation, molecular function: alpha-(1->6)-fucosyltransferase activity. NCBI's taxonomy places the organism in Eukaryota, Viridiplantae, Streptophyta, Magnoliopsida, Celastrales, Celastraceae. Bases 403 to 2148 code for a protein of 581 amino acids. The transcript has 8 exons.
UUGUUUAGUUUUCUGCUCUCUCUUCUUCAGUCAUCAAUCAAGGGAUGGGAAGGAUUCUUUGCCUCUUAUCACACAUUGCUUUUCACUUUACUUUGUCUGUUCUUUAAAAAAUUGAAUUUUCUCAGUGCUGUUCUGUUUUGUUAAUUUAUAAAGAUUGUAUUUUUUGUAAUUCUAAAUGGGUUUCUCUUCUUAAGAAAAGUGGAGCAUUAAAAAAAUCCCAGCCAACCAGAUAGAAAUGCACAGCACAGUAGUGGACACUUGAAAGUAACUUCAAAUCACAAGUCUCUUGUGGGCUGAAUGAGGAAAUUAUUGGGGAGAUGUUGUUGUUGGUAGGUUAGUUGGGUUUUUCUUUUCUUUUUUUUCUUCAAGAAGGGAGAAAUCUCACCAAUUUUGGGAAGAAAAAUGGAGCCACUGAAUCAUCACAAGUCUCUGGAGAGAGUUGUUUCACAGAAGGCUCUGCAAAUGGGUAGCUCAUUUCAAUGCCAAAUUUGUGUGGUGGGUUUUCUCUCUGGAGUCUGCCUCACCUAUUUCUUUCUGGCUGCUCUCACUUCCAUGGGCUCUUUUGGGUUUGGCCCUAUUUCAUUAUCAGUUGUUUCAGUGGCCAAUUCUACUCCAACUUUAGAAAAUUUGGACUGCAAACUUCAAGUAAAACAAACGGAGAGAUGGGCUGAAUUGCGCAUGAGUAACAGUGGGACUGAUGAUGAGAAAAUUUCAUUGUUACACUCUGCUUGGAGUGAAUUGCUACCUGAAUCUGCAGAUGAAGAAAGCAAGUUCUUGCAAAGUGUUGGACUGAGCAAAUCCAUUCUGCCAAAUGCUCCUCAUUUGGAGAACUGCAAAUUGAGCGCUCAGAUAAAUGGACAUCUCAAUCGGUAUGCUGACAAUGCGAGUUUCCCUCCUUGGACAAACUGGAAGAGAUUGUUAAACUUGCAUCCAGCAUCUGCAGCCAACAAGCCAUUGAGUUAUUUUAGGCAGCAAGCUAUUUCAGAAAGUGCCUAUCCUCCAUGGAUCACUGGAUCAGAUGAAGACAAUUAUCCCUUUACAAGGAAAGCGCAGCGUGACAUAUGGAUUCAUCAGCAUCCAUUAAACUGCAGGGAUCCUAACGUAAAAUUCCUAGUUGCUGACUGGGAGAGAUUGCCUGGAUUUGGGAUUGGUGCACAGCUUGCUGGAAUGUGUGGGCUUCUUGCUAUUGCAAUUAAUGAAAAGAGGGUACUUGUUACCAACUACUACAAUCGGGCUGACCAUGAUGGUUGUAAGGGUUCUUCCCGUUCCAGUUGGUCUUGUUACUUCUUCCCAGAAACUUCUCAAGAGUGCCGAGAUCAUGCAAUUGAGCUAAUGGGCAGUAAAGAAGCAUGGGAAAAGGGUAUCAUAACUGGAAAAGACAACUAUACUUCAAAGGAAAUUUGGGCUGGCCAUAGUCCUAGGGUUUGGGGUGACCCCUGGAGUUACUUGCAGCCAACAACAGAAAUAAAUGGUAGUUUGGUUGCUUAUCACCGUAAAAUGGAUCGAAGAUGGUGGAGAGCGCAGGCAAUACGCUACUUAAUGAGAUUUAAAACUGAGUAUACAUGUGGCUUGUUAAAUGUUGCUCGCCACGCUGCAUUUGGAAAGGAAGCUGCGAAAAUGGUUCUCACUAGUCUUGAUAGGGACUGGCCAAAGGAGGCCACAAGGAAGCCCGUGUCAGAUAUUGAAAAGUAUGUAUGGUCAAAUCACGGGCCAUGGAUACCAAGGCCAUUGCUUAGUGUGCACGUAAGAAUGGGAGACAAGGCGUGUGAGAUGAAGGUGGUUGAAUUUGAGGAAUACAUGCAGCUUGCUGAACGCAUGAGGAAGCGCUUUCCGAAUCUGAAUAGCGUUUGGCUCUCUACUGAAAUGCAGGAAGUUAUCGAUAAAUCAAUACGUUACACCCAUUGGAACUUCUACUACACAAACGUGACACGACAAGUCAGGAACGUGACAAUGGCUGUGUACGAGACGAGCCUUGGAAGGAAAACCAGCACAAAUUAUCCCCUUGUUAAUUUUCUGAUGGCAGUGGAAUCCGAUUUUUUCAUCGGGGCAUUGGGUUCUACUUGGUGUUUUCUUAUAGAUGGCAUGAGGAACACAGGAGGAAAAGUAAUGGCCGGUUACUUGAGUGUUAACAAGGAUCGGUUUUGGUAGGCUAUUCUAAUAUUUAUCUUUGGCAGAGUUGCAGGAA